CGGUCGUCACUUUACACCGGAUGAUUACAACCACGAUACCGUGCUAAUGCAACGGUUUGGAGGCAGCACGAAGAAUUUUCACCUCAGAGGCGAGGCCCUACCGUCUUUGUUCCUUCCCGUUGCAAAGGGUCAUACACCACCUCGGGAAAGCGUGACAGAUCGUGUCGAUGUAUUGAAAACCUCCGCCAGCCAGACAGCCACAAGAAAAACCACAAGAACAGUGGAAACCCAGACGACACCAGAAUGCCAGUCUGUUGCCACGCAGGUGCAAAUGACCAUGAAAAUCAUGGUUUCCACAGCGACACAGACGAAGCAUCCCUCCACCACACAAAGUGCAGUGCUGAAUCAGCGUGAAGCUGCAUGCCCUGAAGCCCAAAGAGACACUGCAAUACAAGUCACCCCACUACCAUUGCUCCCAGCAGACUUCAGACCUCUCCGUGGUUCAACGCCUGUGCCAAUGGAGAUGGAUGACUCUUGUGCAGGUGAUGAAGACGAGCCAGCAGCUCAAGAAGACACCAGCUAUGUGCCAUCAUUCAGCGAGAGCUUCUUCAGUGCUCACCAUGAGAGUUCAGAAGUCCCCACAAGGGUAGAAGAGCCCUUGCACACUGAACGAAAGUUCAUUGUCUUUGAGAGCUGCCUGCGGGAAUUGCUCACCACCUGCAAGGUCUGUGGCCAAGCAGUAGGCGACAUCAGCUCCAAGGUUGUGGGCACUUUGCUCAUAGUGGAGGGCAUGUGUGACAAAGAACACAUGCUCCAGUGGAGGAGCCAGCCACUUGUUCGUGGGAGUGGAGCUGGAAACAUUCUUCUGGCAGCAGGAGUGCUAUUUUCUGGCUGUGCAGUGGCUGCGACCUUGAGGUGCCUAAAUUCUAUCGGCGUGCAGACCAUCACAGAACGGACCUUCUACAACUACCAGAGGGCCUACUUGCUGCCUGCCAUAAACGAGCUUUUCCACCGUAAGCAAGCUGAAAUGGCCAGUGAGCUUGCUGGCUUGCAAGUCGACCUGGCAGGUGACGGGCGCUGUGACUCUCCAGGCUACAGUGCCAAGUACAUGACAUACAGUGUGCUUUCUAUGCAGAAUGGCUGCAUUUUGCACACAGAACAAGUGCAAGUUGGAGAGUCGCCUGAAGUCCCUAACAGUGUUUCUAUGGAAAAACAAGGGCUUGCCAAGUGCUUGAUGGGUGUCGAGAAGCUGGGCAUCAGGAUACGUUCGCUGACAACAGACCGACAUCCUGGUGUCAACCGGUACUGCCGCGUGGAGAAGCCAGAGAUUAAGCACUGGUUUGAUACUUGGCAUGUUGCUAAAGGUCUGAAAAAAAAGCUCCUGGCUGCUAGCCGCACACAUCAAGUUAUCACACCUUGGAUCCAAAGCAUCCUAAACCACCUCUACUGGGUGGCUGCCAUGGGCCAAGGUGAUGGUGAGCUUGUCAUCAGCAUGUGGAGAAGCCUGCUCAACCACGUGUGCAACAAACACGAUGGCCAUGAUGGGCCCUACAAAAAAUGCCUCCAUGACUCCCUUGACGACAGGGAAUGGUUGAGACCAGCAUCACCUGCAUUUCUUCGUCUCAAAACCAUUGUCGACAAUGCGAGACUACUGAAGGAUAUCCGCCGGCUCUCUCCUGAGGUGCAAACGUUUUCAUUGGAGUCCUUCCACAGCGUGCUGAAUCGGUUUGCUCCAAAGUCCAAUGCCUUCUCAGUGGACGGAAUGCAAGAGAGAACGAGGCUCGCUGUGCUGCACUUCAACGAGAAUGCUGCACGGCACCAAGCACUCACUCAGGAUGGAGAGCAGCGGUGGAAGAUUAAAUCUUCCAAGGCAAGGCGAGGCCACUUCACUGUGACUACAGUGAAAGAGGACCCAAGCUACGGAUACGUUGAUGACCUCAUGCAAGAUGUGGUCGAGCGCUGCGAACAUUCUUCAUAUAAGGAGAGCUUUCUGAGCUGUGAAAAGUCUCCACCGUGCUACAUGUCACUUGGUUUUGAAAGACCAUCAAAGCAGGAGCUCAUCGCACAAAGGCGCACUCGCUUCCCAGUGGCAUCAACAUUAAGCAAUAGCAGCUAGACAGCCACCACAGUUUGUGUGAACUGGGCUAAUGCACUCAGACAGCCAUAAAGAACUUGGCGUGUCAAGAGAGCUUUGGAGACCACAUGACAGUACAAUUCAAGUGUACACACACAUCCGCAAUGCAGUCACAAUGAUUUAUUUGAACCACACCAACGCCUCCGUGGUCAAGUAUGCGCUGGUCUGUUGAGAGUACACACAUGAAGAGAACCACUUGGCUAAACGAAGUCAGGUAGCCACCUUUCCUUGGGACAGCAUGAAAGACUUGGCAUUUCAAGGGAGCUUUGCAGACCACUGCAUUGGCUGUGCGCCAUAUUUAGGCCAGCAACGCUGCCUGGCGGGCACCACAUGGCCUGAUGCUAUAUUGCUGCGACCCCCACUGCAUUGAGCCAUGAUAGUGAUGACAAAGACGAUCAGAUGCCAGCAACGUCGCACAUACUUUCCGCAAAGAAAUCCUGCAGGCUUGCCCCGACAAAGCCCCCUCACGACACCUCGGCUACACAAGGACAUUGGCACGAGUCAAAAACAAAUAUUACUGGCCAAAGCAUGCAGCCGAUGUGAAGCAUUACAUCAGAACUUGCCUUGACUGUCAGUGACGCAAAGUACAACCCACUAAACCCGCUGGGCUCUUACACCACGUUGCAGUGCCGGUGUUGCCGUUUGCGCAAAUUGGAAUGCACCUUCUAGGCCCAUUUCUGACAUCUGCCAGCAGAAAUAAAUGGGUCAUAGUUGCGACAGACUACCUCACGAGGUACACAGAAGCCAAGGCACUUCCGAGUGACAUGGCAGCUGAAGUGGCAUAACGUUUCAUUGAGAACAUCGUCAUAAGACAUGGUGCUACAGCUGUCAUAACAGACAGAGGAACCGCUUUCACAGCUGAGCUUUUGAGAAGUGUGCUCAGGCUCAGCGGCAAGGCCCAUAGGAGGACAACAGCCUACCAUCCUCAAACAAAUGGGCUUACAGAACGACUCAACAAGACCCUCGCUGACAUGCUCUGUAUGUACGUCAAUGUGGAACACAAGAAUUGGGACAAUAUACUGCCAUAUGUCACAUUUUCGUAUGAUACGACACGGCAGGAAACAACAAGAACGACGCCAUUCGGUCCUCUCCACGGUCGAGAAGUAACGACGAUGCUUGAUGCCAUGCUGCC
Molecule: messenger RNA, 3206 nt
Organism: Dermacentor silvarum
Lineage: Eukaryota; Metazoa; Arthropoda; Arachnida; Ixodida; Ixodidae
Exons: 12
Coding region: 47-2056 (669 amino acids)
Source: RefSeq, a predicted model, not a curated record